This is a messenger RNA of Ictalurus furcatus (blue catfish), 5839 nucleotides long. It is a transcript of the gene prdm2b, whose product is annotated as PR domain containing 2, with ZNF domain b. Lineage: Eukaryota; Metazoa; Chordata; Actinopteri; Siluriformes; Ictaluridae. The coding region runs from base 240 to 4811 and encodes 1523 amino acids. Gene Ontology annotation, cellular component: nucleus. The transcript has 4 exons. The record is from RefSeq and is a predicted model, not a curated record.
ACGUUGCUCCCUGAAGCCAAUCGCGCAGGACGAAGAACUGCUUGUGUGGUACAAUGGAGAAGACAACCCAGAGAUAGCAGCUGCAUAAGAGGAAGAAAAGGAGCCACAACUUUCACAAGAAAAAUUCACCAAGAGCAAAGCGAGCAAGAACAAAGCUAUUGGAAAAAGCCAGACAGGCUGGUUUGGGAAGAUUAUCUUUGCAUCAGCCAUUGAGCACAAGAAGACCUAUAUUCACAGAGAUGCGUGAUUCAGAUAAAGGAAUAAAUACAGAGGAAGAGAGACCCUCUGUGUCUUCAGAUCCAGCUCAGGAGACUGUAGCUUCACGUAUAUCCCCCACAGAGACCAGGGACAUUUCUCUGUCUCCUGUUCAUACGGCAGUGUUGGAGCAGGAGGAGAGUGAGAAGUCAGAUCAAGGAGAACUGCAGCCACUUGGGAGCCUUGGGUAUUCUGCUGAGUCACAGUCAGGAAAUAGGAGUGAACAGCCUGACCCAAAAUCAUGUUUUGGCCACCCUAUCAAGGAGAGUUCUGAGAGUCCAUUGCAUGAAGUAGCAUCUGUGUCAUCUUUAGUAUCUCCAAAGCUGGAUGCAGAGGGGGAUCCUGACAUUGAGGAUGAUGCGCGAGGUGGCAACUACCAUUGUCAGUACUGUGAAUGUCAGUUCUCCACCAAAUACAGCCUGGAGCAUCACAUUAACACUCACACUAUCAGAAACCACCAGACCCUCACCUUUAAAUGCAGAUACUGUGGCAAGUCUUUUGGUUCUCAGGUAGGCAAGCGCCGGCAUGAAAGACGGCAUGAAAAUGGGAAUAAAAGCCUGAAAAGACCUGGGUCUCUUGCAGGAACAGCAUUUCUCCUCAAUCCUUCUGGGUGUAAAGACUCUUCUAUUUCUGGUAGUGUGACAUUUCCAAGCCCCACCAUUAUUAGUUCUCAAAACAGUCCACCUCACCUAAGCUCAGAUGCUUCAACUAAAGAUGCUGGAGUUGAGCCAGACCAGUCUCUUGUUUUAGAAGAGAACGGGGAAUCAAAAGAACUGCACCCUUGUAAAUAUUGCAACAAGGCUUUUGGCACCCACACCAACAUGCGCAGGCAUCAGCGGAGAAUUCAUGAACGUCAUCUCAUGCCAAAAGGAGUCCGGAGGAAAGGAAUACUCCUACAGGAUAUUCCAUCCCAGCAGCUACAACAUGGUCAGAGCUCAAUACUCCAGGAGGCAUCUCCACAUAAUAGCCCUCCACUAAUCUAUGUGCCUAGUGUAGACACAGAUGAUGAGGGAGAGCGAGAGGACAGUAUGGUUGAUGUUUCCAAAAACAUCUCAGAGAAUCUCAGCCUUUACAUUGAUGGGAAGAUCCUAUCUACAAGCACAGUCAGCAGCUGUGAAGUCAUAGAGGUUGAUUCAAGUAGUUCAGCAUUAUUUGGUCUUGAUGCAGUCAUCUUGAAUCCUACUCAAAUAAGUCAAGCUCUCCAACUUGAAACACAGCCUUGCCAUGUAAAAGAGCUUUCGGUUAUUGAUCAGUCUGUUCCUAAAAGAAGAACUUCUACACCACCACUCCUUCCCAUUGUGAAAACAGAACCUGAUACCAUGUCAUCUACUGCAUCUUCAUCUUCUACUUCCUCACAGUCACCUUCUUUGGGAGGUAACAUCUUCCCACAGCCCACAGAGACAUUGGCCAUUCAGAAAGAGAAAACAAUUUAUCUUUCUCCCAAAUUAAAACAGCUUCUGCAGACCCAGGACAGUCAGAAACCGACCCUUGCUUUAAUUACAGAUAGCCAUAAAUUGACUACUCCACUUUCCGUAUCCUCUUUGCCUGCUGCUCAAGGAAGAUUUAAAAGAAGGACUGCUUCUCCUCCUACACAUGUACAGAACAGCUCAUCAGCAAUCAUGGAUAGCUCAAUCAUUGAAACAGGCGAUUCCUUUGCCCUUAUGGUGCCAAAGGUUGAAAGCCAUUGCACAAGCUAUUCCUGGAGUGUAUCCAGCAAAGAGCAGAGGGACUGCAUGAGUCCGUCUGAAAAGGACUGGCCAGUCUUGGUAAGCGGAGGUAGUUCUUGCAAUCAGCAGCCUCUCGACCUUUCUGGUACUGUUGGUAAACUAGUUAGCAGCAUAAGCAAAGGACCUAGUGAGUCUGUGCUGGAUUUAAGCAUCCACCAUAAGAGCGUGCCUGACCACAAAACAAAAGCAAGCAUAUUGUUACAGUCACAUGUCAAACGAAAGAAGCCCAAUACCAGUAUGUUGGAGAAAGUAUUAAUGAAUGAAUACUCUGGCUUAAGCUCAGCUGGAGAGGAGGGCUCACCUUUUCUUGGAAGCCCAGACACUCACUUGUCCUCAGGCAGCGCUACAGGCGUGUCUCCAUCCAGUGUGUGUUCAAACUCAGAACACCCACCUUGUGAAUCUGUCUCUCCACCCUCCCUGACCCCUGUGACUAUGAACCCUUCUUCCCCAUCAUCCUCUAGCCAGGCAUCCUCUACACCCCCACCUCCAGUUCUGCCUACAGUCCCUUCACCUCCACUUCUUUCUCAGUUUUCAGAUACUGCUUUUCCCAAACUGUCUCCCAAACCUGUUUAUCAUAUGGUAGAUGAAAUGUCAGGAUUCCCUAAUGUAAAAGAAACAUGCCUUGAUAUGAAAAGUCUGGAUGAUGAUAAAGACUUAAACCAAACUGCUAAGCAGUUAUCUCCUACAACUGAUGCACUGCCUCAAAGUCCUGAGAACACAAUAAGUCAUUGUAAUGCAGAUCCCUGUCCCAAAACUGAAACACUACUUAAGGGCUCAAUCUCAGAUCCUGACUUAAAUUUGCUAAAAAAUGCAAACAAUGUUAUUUCUUUGCAUAAAAAGAAUAUUGACUCCAAAGCCAUUGAGUGUACUUCCUUUGAUGGACCUUCCCAUCAAGACCACAAUAUUGCAACUGGUGUGUGUCAAAAUCUACAAUCCUCUUACUUUCCUGUGCACUUAGCUCCAAAUCUGGACUCACUUUCAUCGUCUCUCAAUGUAGUGGCAAAUUCUAAUGUAGAACCUUUAGCUGAUGAUGCACUAGUUACUGAUAAGCAUAUGAAUGAAGAUACAAUUGAAAGCACAACCACUGAUGAUGGAGUUUCCAGAAUACCAAAAAAUAUACCAGAUGGAGCAGACACCUUAGAACAGGACAUGUUUACAAAAAAUUUUGUAUGUAAUGUCUGUAAGGAACCGUUUCACUCUAUUAAACAACUUGGCAACCAUAUCAUGUAUCACGCUCUAGAAUGGCCUUUUAAGUGUGAGUUUUGUGUGCAGUUAUUUCAAAAUGCUGCAGCUCUUUUGGAGCAUCGUUCCUCUCUCCAUGGAGUUGGGAGAAUUUACUGUUGCACAAUCUGUGCCAAAGAAUUUGCUUUCCUCUGCAACCUCCAGCAGCACCAGAGUGACCUGCAUCCUGGUCAGAGUCAUGCUCACACCAUGGUCGAAAAUGGCAAGCUCAGGGCUCAGAAUUACACAGAUCCUGCUCAGGUGAAUAUGGAGAGAAAUUCUUUACAUUCAAUCCCUGACACAACUGUAGAUGUUGCCCCUCAGGACUCAUGUGAAUUAUUGAACUGUAGUAGUGUUAAAGAAGAGAGUGAUGGAGAUGAACAAGAGGACCCCACAGAAGAGCUGUACACUACAAUAAAGAUUAUGGCCUCUGAAGCUGGAAAACCCAAAUGCCCAGAUGUACGCCUUGGCAUCAAUCAACACUACCCCAGCUUUAGGCCUCCCCCAUUUCCCUACCACAACCGAACACCUGCUGCCACUGUAGCCUCUGCAACUAACUUCACCACCCACAAUAUACCACAGACAUUCAGCACAGCAAUCAGGUGUACCAAAUGUGGCAAUAGCUUUGACAACAUGCCUGAGCUCCACAAACAUAUUUUGGCUUGUGCUAGUGCAAGCGAUAAGAGACGAUACACACCAAAAAAGAACCCUAUUCCUCUCAGGCAGAUAGUGAAUCAGCCUCAGAAUGGUGUUGUCUCACCUAUAGCACCAGCCAUUGGGGGACAGAAUGCCUUACGUAGGAUGGGCCAACCCAAAAGGCUCAACUUCAACCAGGAGGUACCCACCAAGAUGAAGAUGUCUGCCCUGAAUAAGAAGAAAAACCAGCUUGUCCAGAAGGCUAUAUCUCAGAAGAACAAGGCUGCUACUUCUGUAAAGAAAGCCUCCAUUCCGGAGGAAGAGCAAGAGGUGCAAGCAUGUCCGUACUGCAGUCGGGAAUUUACAUAUGCUGCCAGCCUUGCAAAGCACGUUGCAUGCAGUUGUCCUCAGAAACCAGUUGCUACAAAAAAGAAAGGAACCCUAAUGCCUCAGAAUAAAAACAUGAAACUCCGAAGUCGAGCAACAGACUCUGAAAUCAAAGGUAACUUGGGCCUGACUGUGAAGCCAUUAGGGAAAACAAGGACCCGGAGCUCAGAGUUUUUAGAAGGUGAAGUUACAUCAGGUAGCAAUGGUAAACCAGGGAACCCUCAGAUAUAUGUCAAAAGACCAGCCUCAAACAAAGACCUCUCAGACCCCAAGAGCAAGAAAGGCAGAAAGAGUAAGCCUCAACCUUCAGUUCUGACCUCAUCACUGACUCUUGCAUCACAGCCAGUUGCAAAAAUGCAAUGUGGUGGGAAAAAUAUGGCUCUCAAAAAUGAGGCUGAGACAAAACCACAACUACAACCUAAAAAAGAAAAGCGUUUCUUAAAGAGAAUGCGGGAAAGAGUAGGUGGCCCAGUGACACGCAGUCUGCAGAUGGCAAGUGCUGCACCAGCUGAGGAAGUGAAGACUGAGGAUCCACCAUUUAGUGAACCUGUACAUGGAGAACAUAAGGAAUCCUGUUUAAGUUAGCUGAGUGGAUUUUAUAAAGACACCUGAGGAAAGACUGCUGCUGUUGUGCUGGUGAACACAAUGUGAUCAAUUUGGAGUAUUGGACUGAUUAGAUAUUAUAUCUGAGAUCAGGAGCCUUACCUACCAUUGUAUGCUUCUGUUUUGCUGAUAGAAGCAUGCUGUUAAUGCACUUUGGUAAAUGAGCCUAUGUGGAUUUCACCUAUGUGGAUUUCAUGUUUGUAUGUAUGUAUGUAUGUAUGUAUAUAUAUAUGUAUCUCAAAAGUAAUAUUACUUGAUAAAUAAGGGGCCCUGUGGUUCCAUUAAUAAUGAUGGCUGAUUAUAUUGCAAAAAGGCAAUCCUUAAUACAAUUAUCACUUAAUACAACCAUUUGUUACUUCAUACAUUUUUGUCCUUGUGUUCUGUGAGAUUUUAGAAUUCUUAUUGCAUGUUUUGUGUAAACAAUAUAGCUUGAGUGACACUUGUCAAUACUCUAUUGUGUCCUGCUCUACUUUUAUCGCUGCAAAUGGAGAAGAAUAUAUGUGAAUAUUUAAUGUAAUACUCCAUAGGGAAUGCAAUAUUUGUUAAAAUGAAGCUCUCACAUUUUAGAGAGGUGUUUUGUCCUUUUCCUUCUCUCUUUUGUGAACAAAGUAAUGAAACAUGCUGUUUGAUACAGUCAGAAUGAGUGAUAAUGGUAUGAUGUAUGUAUGUUUGUGAUAUUACCUUGCUGAACCAGGCAUUGUGGUUUCGUCUGUACCUUUUAUAAUCUGUAGCAUUUACAGCAGGACUGCUGGCCAUUAAAAUUACACUAAAAUACAAUUGCGCAAAACACUGUUUUAACUGGAAGCAAUCUCCUUACAGUUUUCUCACACAGGAGGACAUUAAAAUAGUGCCAUAAUGGAAUUGUCUGCCAGUUGACUCCUUAUGAUCACUUUCUCCCUUCAUAUGCAUAUCAUUUAAAAUUAUUGAAAUUCUGGGUUGCAAAAUUAGUUUUGAUAGUCUUGGUAUUGCUUCAUCCUAUAGAUUAAAAUAAACCAAUCAAUAACAUUAUA